Cotesia congregata is the source of this 690-nucleotide messenger RNA. The record is from the annotation of a GenBank genome assembly. Lineage: Eukaryota; Metazoa; Arthropoda; Insecta; Hymenoptera; Braconidae.
AUGGCAAAGACGUUGGGCAGCAAAAAUAAAAAACCCGAAAGUGACGAGGUGACCCACGUGGAGAAAAAGUCAAAGAAAAAGAGCAAGGCUGUUGAGCAAAAUGAUGAAGAGCAAGUGGUUGAAAGCAAAGUUAAGCAGAAGAGGAAAAAGAAUAAGGAGGAGCCCGUCGAAGAAGUUCCGGUGAAAAAAGCUAAAACUGAUGAAGAAAGCAUUGAGGAUGUAGAUGAAGAUGUAGCGGAAUUACAUGAAGAAGGCAAGAUAAGAAAAAUAAUAAAAAAGUCUGGGGAAAAAGGUCCUUCGAAGAGAGAGCUGAAAAGGAAACGAUUGGAAGAGAAAAAUGCCCAGAUAAAAUUGGCUAGCAAACAAGAAGCUAUGGAUAAAGCUUUAAAUUAUGUUUCUAUGUGGAAACACGCAAAAAGCCAAUGGAAGUUUGAGAAACUCAAGCAAAUUUGGCUGAUGGACAAUUUACUGGACCAAGAAUGUGUUCCUGACUCUGUUUUCCCGACAGUUCUUGAAUAUUUUGAAGGCUGCAAAGGCAUGGCUCGUGAAACUCUGUACAAGAAAGGCGUCGAAGUGAUUAAAAAAUACGAGCAGAAUCAAGAAAAAGAAGAUGAGACUGACGAAGUAGUUGAAACUGUGGAAUACAAACGCGCUAGAGAACUUUUGCAAGCUUUACCGACAGAAAGUUAA